This is a messenger RNA of Labeo rohita (rohu), 798 nucleotides long. It is a transcript of the gene naa20, whose product is annotated as N-alpha-acetyltransferase 20, NatB catalytic subunit. Gene Ontology annotation, molecular function: protein-N-terminal amino-acid acetyltransferase activity. Lineage: Eukaryota; Metazoa; Chordata; Actinopteri; Cypriniformes; Cyprinidae. The record is from RefSeq and is a predicted model, not a curated record. Gene Ontology annotation, cellular component: NatB complex. The transcript has 6 exons. Gene Ontology annotation, biological process: N-terminal peptidyl-methionine acetylation. The coding region runs from base 52 to 588 and encodes 178 amino acids.
CAUGUGACGUAGAGGUGAGAGGUCAAAGCGUCGUCCUGCACACACGGGAGAAUGACAACAUUACGAGCUUUCACGUGCGAUGAUCUGUUUAAAUUCAACAAUAUUAAUCUGGACCCCUUGACAGAAACUUAUGGAAUCCCCUUCUAUCUUCAGUAUUUGGCUCACUGGCCAGAGUAUUUCAUAGUAGCAGAGGCUCCAGGCGGUGAACUUAUGGGCUACAUCAUGGGAAAGGCAGAGGGGUCAGUCGCUAGAGAGGAGUGGCACGGGCAUGUCACCGCUCUCUCUGUGGCACCGGAGUUCAGACGACUAGGUCUGGCUGCCAAACUCAUGGAGAUGUUAGAGGAGAUCUCAGAAAGGAAGGGCGGAUUCUUUGUGGAUCUCUUUGUGCGAGUUUCCAAUCAAGUGGCCGUGAAUAUGUACAAACAGCUCGGCUACAGCGUGUACAGAACUGUUAUAGAAUACUACUCUGCCAGUAACGGUGAACCGGAUGAAGAUGCAUAUGAUAUGAGGAAAGCUUUAUCCAGAGACACAGAGAAGAAAUCCAUAAUCCCGCUUCCGCAUCCUGUCCGGCCUGAAGAUAUUGAAUAACACUAAGAUAUGGCUCUCUGAAAUCAACAUUUAACUGGGAAAACAGACAUUUUUGGUCUUUGGUCAGGCUUUUUUGGUCACAGAAUUGAUUUGAGAUGUCAGAGAGUCACUGCUUUGAAUGAACUGAUUUUUUUCUUUUGGGUUAAUAAAGCUGAAUCUAAAAUAGCAUAAUAACAGUUACAUGAAAUAAAAAGGUUAAAGUGAACACUU